Gadus chalcogrammus (walleye pollock) is the source of this 2815-nucleotide messenger RNA. RefSeq names its product E3 ubiquitin-protein ligase TRIM63-like. Lineage: Eukaryota; Metazoa; Chordata; Actinopteri; Gadiformes; Gadidae. Gene Ontology annotation, molecular function: zinc ion binding. The coding region runs from base 219 to 1610 and encodes 463 amino acids. The record is from RefSeq and is a predicted model, not a curated record. The transcript has 9 exons.
UUUACUAAAAACAGCUCGUGACAUUCAAUGGGCGAGACGCCGCGUGAAGCAACUUGGAGGACACAGUUUGCGAAACGCCCGACACUUCUAAUUGCAACAGUUCUUGGGGGAUUUGGCCCCUGAGUUGACCCGAAGAACGCGACAACGGGUCCACUCUUUGAACGGAUUUUAUUAGCUAAUCUCUGGGGAUUUGACGUUCCGCUCAACUUUAUAACAAGAUGGACAGCUUGGAGAAGCAGCUCGUCUGUCCGAUAUGCCUGGAGAUGUUCACAAAGCCGGUGGUGAUUUUGCCGUGCCAACACAACUUGUGCCGAAAAUGCGCCAACGAUAUUUUUCAGGCAUCCAACCCAUACAUGUCGACGAGAACCGGUUCUACAGUUUCGUCCGGAGGGCGGUUCCGCUGCCCGUCCUGCAGACACGAAGUGGUUCUGGACCGACAUGGAGUCUACGGACUGCAGCGCAACCUUCUGGUGGAGAACAUCAUCGACAUGUACAAACAGGGCUCCACCAGCCCCAAGGAGGCUCCUCCGGCCCAGCCAGAGCAGCCCUCCUGCGAGGAGCACCCAGAGGAGAAGAUAAAUAUCUACUGUGUGACCUGCGGCACCCCCACCUGCUCCCUCUGUAAGGUGUUUGGCAGCCACAAGGACUGUGAGGUGGCUCCUCUACACAGCAUCUUCCAGGAACAAAAGGCUGAGCUGACAGACUGUAUCUCCAUGCUGGUUGGGAACAAUGAGAGGAUCCAGGCCGUCAUCUCUCAACUGGAGGGGACCUGCACAACUGUAGAUGAGAAUGGCCGCAGGCAAAAGUCAAAGGUGUGCGAGACCUUUGACCACCUUUACGCCAUCUUGGAGGAGCGGAAGGGAGAGAUGAGCAUGCAGAUUACUUCUGAGCAGGAGGAGAAACUGGACUACAUCCGCUCCCUCCAGAGGAAGUACACAGAACAUCUGGACAACAUGGCCAAGGUCCUGGAGACCGGGAUCAACAUAAUGGACGAGUCUGAGAUGGCCAUCUUCCUGCAGGCUGCUAAACCACUUUUACAGAAGAUCGUAGAGGGCACCAACACCUCCCACCUGGACAAGGUGGAGCGCGGCUACGAGAACAUGUCUCACUUCACCGCUCACCUGGAGAGAGAGAGGCGGGCCCUGCAGACCAUUGACUUCCUCAAACUAGAUGAAGGAGAGGAUGAUGAUGAGGCUGAUGCAGCGGCGGGGAGGAGAGGACGGACAGCUGGGGGCGGUAGUGAGACCUCCCAGACAGCAGGGGGCGGUAGUGAGACCUCCCAGACAGCAGGGGGCACCACGGCUCCACCACCCUCACUCGCUAAGCAGCCAACACGACCGCCAGCGCACACACCCCCUGCCCCGGUCCCUGGCCCGCUCCCCCCCGCGCCUCGCCUGGAGGCCCCCGACACCAGCCUCCUCCGGGCCCCCAGCCCCAAGAACCCCGGGCCCAACCCCCCUGCCCUGCCCACGCCACUGGGAACGCCCCAUGCCAUGCCUCUGCCGACAGGGAGUUCUGCUCAGGCUCCUUCUGACGCUGGCGCUCAGAACGCCGACACGGAGGACGGGCCGCGCCACGUCUUCUCCUUCUCGUGGCUCAAUCAGAAAUAAAACCAUUCUUCCCUCCAACUCGGCUCAAUGGACACACCGAGACUUAUCUCGUGCUUAUGUCCGUUGAAAUCCAACACUGUAGCCUUCAUCACGUCUGUGAAUCUAUUUCCAUAAUUGUACAAGGGGAGAUAGGUGCGUAAUUGAACGCGUCCGUGCGUAAAGAUUGCGUAAAUGACUGGUAGAAUACACUGGCUUUCAAUAACCGAGGCGACACGUGAAUCAGCAAUGAACAUUGAGAAAUAUUUUAUUACAAAUAAGAUAUAUAGCCUGAGCUUCUUUAACAUUUUAGAUGGAUGCUCCCAUAAUAUUGUCUAACAAAACUUGUUAGCAUGUGUUUUAGAAGGAAAUAUUUAUUUCGAUGGAACAAAAUGACCAUAACAAAUGCAUUAUGCGUGAUUCAAAGGCAGAAUUAAGGCUUUUAAAAUAGUUGCAAUAGUUAGGAAGCCACCAGGGACAAGAUCCUAUAACACAUUUUUUACAAACCCGACAAAUGAAAGGACCAGUUAGUUGUGGUAUGCAUCAAAACAAAAACAAUACAAUAAUUUAACACGUGUCUUACGAAAAGAAAAAAAAUGGGUUGGUUCUUCCAAAGCUCAUUUGCCAAAUAUGUCCAUCAUUUUGCGGUUAUCAUUGGCCUGCUGGGCGAGCUGUUCCGCCCGAGCCAUCUCCAGAACUUCUCGGAGCAGGUGGAAAGUCAGGUCCAGGGAAAUGGGUGGAUCGUCGGAGCGCUUUUCUUUCUCCGCGGAAUCUUCCUCCUGCUGCCCUUCGGAGCUAGCGACCUUUCGCUGGGUGAGCUGCAGCUGCAGGGCGCGGUUGACUGUUGCGGCUGGGGACGGGCCGUGUGACCACAGGUCCGACCUGACCGGAGAGGGGUCUUGUUUGGAAUUGUCCAGCUGGAUGGAGUACUGCUCACCGAGCCGGAGGAGGAUGGGCAGCGGCAGGUGCUGAAGCCUGUCCGACAGGCGGGAUCCGGUCCGGCUCUCUAUGGCUCUGCACUCAUAAGCGGGCUGGCAAGCUCCCAAAAGAGCCACGGCACAAACCAUCAUGAGAUUCAUCUCUGCAGACGGAGACGGAGUUUGGAAGUUACCAACCACGAGAGAAAUAGGCCUACACGUUUGAAUAUGCCUUGUGGAUUUGGAUUGCCAAAAGUGUAUUUUUUAUGUUUUAUAUUUAAAAAAUAAAUUGCGCAAUGCAUCAAUUAGAGA